AUGCCUCCAUUGUUCAGUGGGCAAAAGAGCCCCAGGCUGCUCACCCGUGGAAACCGUCCAUCCCCUGCGCCUUACAGCUCCCGUGCGACCCCAACAAAGGCUCCCUCCGGGCCGAUAGGACCAUCUUGGGCCCCAAGCGAACAUGGUCACUCACUCACCAUCACAGACGACCUCAUCGAACCAAUGUUCCGACCACCCCCCAAGGACGCUCCCGAGGAAGACCAAGAGUCCAGCGGUGAGGAACCUUCCGAGGACGAGGACACAUCACCGGCCCCAGGACAUCCCAGGACCAAGCAGUUCCUUGGUGCGUUAGAAGUCAGUGCAGAGACCCGUGGAAUAGUCCUCGAGAUGGGCCAGAUGCAGGCGGCCCAGCGCGAUGGCACAAUCUUCAUGGCCAUUGGAUCAGUCAUGGAACGUCUUGCAAGGAUUGAAGCCAGGCUGGAAAGCCACUCAGAAAUGGCAACCACUUCUUUUCCCAAGGCGACCCCAGCAUUGGGUGAAUGUAACAUUGAUAGGAAAGGAGAUUUCAUAUUUGGUGAGGGGGCUAAGGCAUUCUUUCGAACAACCGCCCGGCUGCACAUGUUGGAAGCGGACAUCGAAGCGUAUUCCAGUGGGGUUGGAACGGUGUCCCCCUCCCCCUCACGGGCAAUCCUAACCAUGGUCAUAGUAAGACCCCUUCGGACGAUUCCACCCUCAAGGAUACCCACACGCUGUAAAAUGAUAACCAAGCCCUUUUUGCCCUCUCGUAUUUGCCCCCAGAACAAGCUUAAUGACAAGGACGCAAGCUGGCGAUCUCGACACAUGCCCCCCGGGUAUAUCAAACGCGACCAAUGGGCUGAAGCACAAGUCUUGAAAGGCGUCAAGGCGACUGUCAAACAUGUCCGCAACAAGGCCCGUGAUGUCAUCAUGACUGGCAUUUGCAAAACGGUCAAAACCGAAAGCGAAGGGAUCCCAAACAUUAACAAGCUCAGCCGCUACCUUUGGAAGCACCUGAACGGUUAUAAGGGGUGCAUGACCGAUGAACAGAUUGAUGAGAAGAUUAGCCCCCAGCAACGAGUGCGGUUCGCUUACAUCCGGCUCGCGACCAUAGAGAACUUCCUGGACCCCAACUGCCGCAACAUCUCUCAGUGGGAUACCAUGGAUGCGCAACUUGAAUCCAACCGACGCGAGAUCAUGAAUUACACCAAUGUAUGGCACAAGCUCAUCGCUGAACGGGACCACGAGUUGUUCGCGGAUGAUCCAAUAUACAAUGAGGCGGACCUGUCUUACACGUUGUGCCCCACCCAUGACGAAGUACUAGAAUGUAUGGCCCAAGCAUCCACAAUGAUAGGACCUGUAUAG
Messenger RNA from Puccinia graminis f. sp. tritici CRL 75-36-700-3, 1341 nucleotides. RefSeq lists its product as uncharacterized. Lineage: Eukaryota; Fungi; Basidiomycota; Pucciniomycetes; Pucciniales; Pucciniaceae. Bases 1 to 1341 code for a protein of 446 amino acids. The record is from RefSeq and is a predicted model, not a curated record. The transcript has 4 exons.